Exserohilum turcica Et28A is the source of this 1447-nucleotide messenger RNA. RefSeq lists its product as uncharacterized. Gene Ontology annotation, biological process: 'de novo' UMP biosynthetic process; 'de novo' pyrimidine nucleobase biosynthetic process. The record is from RefSeq and is a predicted model, not a curated record. The transcript has 2 exons. Gene Ontology annotation, molecular function: orotidine-5'-phosphate decarboxylase activity. NCBI's taxonomy places the organism in Eukaryota, Fungi, Ascomycota, Dothideomycetes, Pleosporales, Pleosporaceae. Gene Ontology annotation, cellular component: cytosol. Bases 7 to 1149 code for a protein of 380 amino acids.
GCCGCCAUGCCUUCCCACGCCUCCCUCACCACCACCUACCGUGCGCGUGCGGCGUUGCCCUCGGUCGGCCCGCUGGCUUCGUACCUCCUCAGCCUGAUAGCCGCCAAGCACUCCAACCUCUGUCUCUCCGCCGACGUCGAGACGUCUGCCGAGCUGAUCCAACUCGCCGAAGACGUGGGCGACUCCAUCUGCCUGCUCAAGACACACUGCGACAUUGUCACCGACUGGUCCGACAGGACCGCCCAGGCGCUGAGGGAAAUCGCCGUCCGCAAGUCGUUCCUCAUCUUCGAAGACCGAAAAUUCGCCGAUAUUGGUGAAACUGUGCAGAAGCAAUACACUUCUGGCCACCACCGCAUCGCUCUGUGGGCCGAAAUCACAAACGCACACGUCCUGCCCGGCCCCGCCAUAGUUACUGCGCUCGAGAAAGCCGCCGAGAAGACCAUUGCCAAAUACAACACAUCGGUCAACACCGAGAUUUCCGCCACACGCCAGGUAAACGGAGCGGACUGCGACGAUGACCAUGACGAGGCCAUGGAAAACCCCAAUUUCUCCAUCGAGUCGCCCAUCGAGAUGGAGGGCGGAGAGAGGCGUCUGAGCAUCCGGCCCCCGAACAGGAAACAAAGCGUUGUGAGCGUUACGACGUCGAUAUCCAUGCGCACAGAAAGCAUAUCGCCUCGGCCGGAACCCAACCAUAAUACCGAAGACGUCUUCAACCUCGAUACCGCAAGCGAGCUGAUCCGCCUCGGUCCGCCGCCGUUUCUGCGCUCCCUCCUGCUGCUCGCCGAAAUGAGCUCCGAGGGCCAUCUCAUGACGCCCGACUACCAGCAGAAGACGGUUGAAAUCGCACGUAAUCACCGGGAUUUCGUCAUGGGCUUCAUUGCGCAACGCAGCUUGAACACGGAACCCGACGAUAACUUCAUUACCAUGACGCCAGGUUGCCAGCUGCCCCCUCCAGGGCAAGAGGGCAAGAAGCUGGGAGACGGCCUGGGUCAGCAGUACAACACGCCUCGCAAGUUGAUUUUGGACCAGGGAUGCGAUGUCAUUAUUGUAGGACGUGGCAUCGUAAGAGCCCACGACCGCAAAUCAGAAGCAGAGCGCUACAGGCAAGCUGCUUGGGCCGCUUACGAGGAGCGUGUACAAAAGGCAUAAGCUUUUGGUCCCACAGGCUUAGUGGGCCAUUUUUGCCACGUACAGAGACAUGGCGCUAUUCUGUGCGUUGGCAACUUACCCUCGGUCUUGGCCCAGGAAAGCUUGUCUUGAAACGGAUCUGGCGUCUUCUAAACACAACAGGCAAAGAUCAUGGCACGGCAUUGGAGCAGGGCGGCUUAGUCGGUUUACGGAACAAGGAGUCAAGGACGGACAAUGUACCACAUAUCAUCAACAUCUUGGUAGAUACAGUACGAUGGCGAUGCACCUCACGAAUCAUGUCCAAUAUCUGAGUUAAUUU